UCUACCCGUUAGAAAGAAAAACACGGUACAUUACAUUGAUAAAGCUGUGUAUUUACUAUCUAAAAUGCCAAACACCAAAACGACCAAAAGAAAAGAAGUGCCUGAAAAGGAUACAGAGAAUAUCAGAAUACCAUGUGCAGUGUGCGGUGUCACUUUCAAGAAAAUUUCCUAUCUGAAAAUUCAAAGGAAGAAGUAUCAUAAGAAAGUAGAAGAAAAAGCUACAUUUGAGAAGAAAAGUGAAAAUGCAGCUCAAACAAUAAGUGUAGAUACAAGUGAAGACGAAAGUGAUUGGGACGUAGACCCAGACAUCAGUAUUCAAGAUGAUGAAGAUACGGAAAGGGAUGAAAAGGAGAGCAAGGGUGAAAACAGUCAGGAAAGUGAUGAUAGUGAUGGAAGCAGUUUAAGUGAAAGUGAAGUUAAUGUAAUAGGUGCAAAGUCCGAAAUCAAGGAACAGUCAGAAAUAGAAGACAAAGCCCUAAUGAACAAAGAAUUGGAAACACAGAAGCAGUCUGAAGCUAAAGAUAUUAUGAAGGGACGUCUUGAGAGACUAGGAACAAAGCCAAAGAUAUUCGUGCCGAAACGAAAAGCUUUUCCACUGAUGGAGAAAUCCAAGGAGAUGUAUAAGAAGCAAAAAUUUGACAAUACUAUUAAGCCUGAGAAAAGACUACCAGUAGAUAAGCAAACUAACCUUCCUAAGGUUGAGAAGAAUGUUAAUAAGAUUAACAUAGAGUGUGAAAUGGCUAUUGAGCAAGACAAUACUGCAGUGCAAGAUAUGUCUGUGAAAUAUGGUUCAAAGAAAGUUUUUCAGAGUUUUGAAAAAGUUAAAGGAAGAAAGUAUGAAAGAGAAGAAACCAUAAACUUAGGUGAUUAUAUACCAGAAGAUAUAAAGAUUGAACCUAGAAACAUUACGUUGAAGAAGAAAACGUCAGAGGGAAAAUGUGUAUUUGAAAUUGAAAUAGAGGAGCUAAGAAAAUAAGAAACAAAGAUGUUUCUAACAGUAAGAGAGACUUGGAGAUGUUGUUCAGUUGUUAUUUUUAAUUGUUCACUCAUGAAGAAAUGUGUAUUUUAAAAAUCUGUUAAAUGUCAGUUGUUGUUGAUAUUUUUCCUAUACAGUGGUUAAUCAAAGUGUUUUGAAACAUGCGGGACGCAUGUAGACGGAGGCGUGGGUAAUGUGACGGAUACUUACCAAAUACUUUUAUAUAGGAGUCGUAACAUAGUUACUUCCCUUAUCUGCUUCUCCGCCAUUUGCCGUCUCUACCCGUUAGAAAGAAAACACGGUACAUUACAUUGAUAAAGCUGUGUAUUUACUGUACGUAUUUUGUGAUCUUGCAUUUAGAAUAAGUUAUUUAAACGGUAUGAAUUGAUAUAUGUUUUCUGGAAUGCAUUUAUGAAGUAUUUGUUGUUUUGAAUGCGGGAAUC
Messenger RNA from Mercenaria mercenaria, 1419 nucleotides. RefSeq lists its product as uncharacterized. Lineage: Eukaryota; Metazoa; Mollusca; Bivalvia; Venerida; Veneridae. The coding region runs from base 65 to 976 and encodes 303 amino acids. The transcript has 2 exons. The record is from RefSeq and is a predicted model, not a curated record.